GCGGAGCUUCGGGGGAGCGGGUUCGCCGUCGCCUCCGCCGCCUCCGCGCUCGGUGGCCCCGAUGCCCGCUCGCGGCCCUCCGCUCUCGGGAGCCCCGGCCUGCCGUGCGGGCAUGCCCUAACUCCAUGAAGACCCCAGUACUGUUUCUGUCCCUGUGCGUAAGAAGCUCUGAGUCCCACAGUGUUGCCUGGCCCCUGGCCUUUCAGUAUGGGGAGGAUCAGCAUCUCUUGUCUUUUCCCUGCUUCUUGGCAUUUUAGCAUCUCUCCAUUGGGCUGUCCUCGAAUUCUGAAUACCAACUUACGCCAAAUCAUUGUCAUUAGUGUUCUGGCUGCAGCUGUCUCACUUUUAUACUUUUCUGUUGUCAUAAUCCGAAAUAAGUAUGGGCGUUUCUCCAGAGACAAGAAAUUUCAAAGGUACUUGGCCCGAGUCACAGAUGUGGAGGCCACAGACACCAACAACCCCAAUGUGAACUAUGGAAUCGUGGUCGACUGCGGCAGCAGCGGGUCACGGGUGUUUGUCUAUUGCUGGCCAAGGCAUAAUGGCAAUCCUCGUGAUCUUCUGGAUAUCAGACAGAUGCGGGAUAAAAACCGGAAACCAGUGGUGAUGAAAAUAAAGCCAGGCAUCUCAGAGUUUGCUACGUCCCCAGAGAAAGUCAGUGAUUACAUUUCUCCACUUUUGAACUUUGCUGCCGAGCAUGUGCCACGGGCUAAACACAAAGAGACACCCCUCUACAUUCUCUGCACAGCUGGCAUGAGAGUCCUCCCUGAAAGCCAGCAGAAGGCCAUCCUGGAAGACCUCCUGACGGACAUCCCCGUGCACUUUGACUUCCUGUUCUCUGACUCCCAUGCUGAAGUCAUUUCAGGGAAGCAAGAAGGUGUGUAUGCUUGGAUUGGCAUUAACUUUGUCCUGGGACGAUUCGAGCAUAUUGAGGAGGAUGAUGAGGCCGUUGUGGAAGUUAAUGUUCCUGGGAGUGAGAGCAGCGAGGCCAUCAUCCGGAAAAGGACAGCGGGUAUUCUCGACAUGGGAGGCGUGUCCACUCAGAUAGCAUACGAAGUCCCCAAAACUGUAAGCUUUGCCUCCUCACAGCAGGAGGAAGUAGCUAAAAACUUAUUAGCUGAAUUUAAUUUGGGCUGUGAUGUUCACCAAACGGAGCAUGUUUACCGAGUCUAUGUGGCCACAUUUCUUGGGUUUGGUGGCAACGCUGCUCGACAGAGAUAUGAAGACAGAAUAUUUGCCAGCACAGUUCAGAAAAACAGGCUCCUGAGUAAACAGACUGGUCUGACCCGUGAUGCUCCCUACCUGGACCCAUGCCUGCCCCUGGACAUUAAAGAUGAGAUCCGACAAAAUGGACAGACCUUGUACCUGCGGGGAACAGGAGACUUUGAUCUGUGUCGAGAAACCCUCCAGCCUUUCAUGAACAAAACCAAUGAGACACAGACAUCCCUCAAUGGCGUCUACCAGCCUCCAAUUCACUUCCAGAACAGUGAAUUCUAUGGCUUCUCUGAGUUCUACUAUUGCACCGAGGAUGUGUUGCGGAUGGGGGGAGACUACAAUGCUGCCAAAUUCACUAAAGCUGCAAAGGAUUAUUGUGCAACGAAGUGGUCGAUCUUGCAGGAACGCUUUGACCGAGGGCUCUAUGCCUCCCAUGCUGACCUCCACCGGCUGAAGUAUCAGUGCUUCAAAUCCGCCUGGAUGUUUGAGGUGUUCCAUAGAGGGUUUUCCUUUCCCAUCAACUACAGAAGCCUAAAGACCGCCUUGCAGGUGUAUGACAAGGAAGUGCAGUGGACCCUGGGGGCCAUCCUUUACAGGACUCGCUUCCUGCCCCUGAGGGACAUCCAGCAGGAGAGUUUCCGGGCCAGUCAUGCGCACUGGCGGGGCGUCUCCUUUGUCUACAACCACUACCUGUUCUCGGGCUGCUUCCUCGUGGUCCUGCUGUCCAUCCUCCUCUACCUGCUGCGGCUCCAGCGUUUCCACCGGCGGGCACCGCGCAGUGGCUCAGCUGCGGCCCUCUGGCUGGAGGAGGGCCUGUCCUCCCAGAAGGGCCCCGGCCCCUUGUGAGCUGUGAGCUGCUCCAGCAAGACUGCCUCUGCGAAAAGCCACUUUUGCCUCAGGGUUUCACCUCCACAUACUCUGAUACUUUGUUUUUCCCUGUCUUUUUGUGAAAACAACACCCAUUGUUUGUAAGUCCUGAUGUCUGGCAGUGCAGCGUUCAGCUGUUAGGACUACAGCUUUAAACUGAGGAGUAGGAAAAGGGAAAUUCACUGGACUCUUGCUGCAUAGAUAUUCUCCAAAAAUUAGUAAAAAUUUUUGUUUUAUUCUAUGGUAUGUUAAAUUAUCAACAAAUGCACUUUGUGUGGGACAAGUGGAAAAGAUACUUUCCCUUCUGUCGGUGAGUUCCUUGUGCAGAAUCAAAAUGCAAAUGCUGUCUCAAAAGCUCAACCUAAGGAGAAUGGCACUUCAUUUUUAUUUAUUGCUCAGGUAUCACUUUAUGUGUUUACUUUGCUGAUACAAACAUUCAGAAUCAUUCAUAGCCAAAAUAGGUGACAGUAGGCACCAGGCGGUAGUGAGAUGUGAAAGACGUGAGCUUUGGGCACGAGGUGUGCCUGUGACAGGUGCGAGGACCCGGACGAGGCACAGGGUGUCCUGCAGGCACUCGCGUCAGAAUUGACUGGCGCCUUCGUUCAGGAAAUACUCCCCUGCCCCUGCGUUGCUGUCGCUUUACCUGCCCAUGGAUCCUCUGCAGCCUUGAGACACUUCGGUUUUUAAAAACUUAGACAGUUCAUAGUUUCCUUGUUUGACUGUCAGGACUAGAGCUGGUGCUCAUUGGAGGCACAGGGACAUUGCUUAGGAGCACAGUUCUGCUUGCUUAACUGUGUUCGUCUCUUGCAGCUCAAGCUCAGUAUUGCCCCCAACUCCCGUAAGGAAAGGUCAUCUAGCAGUUGUAUCUGGGAGAGCCUCUGUAUCACCUGACCAGUUCUCAUCGUCACUACUGUAUUCGCAACCAACUUUGGCAAUGGUGUGGUAAGUCCACACUAUGAAAGAAAUCUGAAUUUAACACAAAAAAAAUAAACUCAGGUUUUGAAGAAAACAAAUUUGACAUUUUAAGCAAAAACCCAAAAAGGACAACGGAUUGGCAUGUUUGAAGUUGAUUUUUUUAUUGUUUAUUUUUUGUUGGGUUUUUAAAUUUUAACAAUUCAUUUUGUUAAAAAGUUUAGGACUUCUCACUCAUAGCUUUUGUUAGAAGUUUUUUUUGUGGGAGUACAUGUGUGUGUACACAUAUUUCCUCACUAAAGCAGUUAAAUUCAUGUAGCUGAUGGUGGAUUUUGAGAACCAUUAGGUACAAAUUAGAAAAUCAUUGCUUAGAGAGAGAAUUUAAAUUCUGAAGCCCUGUUUCACUUAAGAAAAAAGUUCUGAUAUACCGCAUGCUGAUGACUUUAAAGACUACAAACUUAAAAAAGAAAAGCAAAUUCUCUUCUUCAGAAUGAGCAUUCUAGCAAUGACAGAGUCAUAGGUAGGAGGUAGAGGAGGUGGCUGGUGUUAGAGUUAAUAGGCAGGCUUGUUCCAGAAAGCCCAACACUGGAGUGAGUGUCCCUGUGAACCCCCAGCCACGGAUGAGCCUGUCAUAGUGUCCCAGCAGGCCAUGGGGCCAGUGUGCCCCCCUUGGACUCAUAGGAGAGGUGGCUCUGUGGACCACAGAUGGUGUCAGUGUCAAAAGAUGUAUGUUUACACUUUAGCUUUUUGUUACCGUCCAGUUGGAAUAGUAAAGCCUGGUAACAUGUAGAAAGAAAAUUGUUCUUUAAAAUCAGGACAAAGGGAAGCCAGCUCAGGAACAGAUCUACAGAGCCUCAUUAAGACUCUUUCCCGUAAAUUGCCCCUCUUUAAAUGAGGGAUGUGAGUUUGGUCCAGCUCUUGGCAGUUUGGGAGAUCAAAUUGUCCAACCAAAGAGGUCUUCAGCCAACCCUGAGGAUCCCUGCCGCUGAGACACACACCCCCCUCCACCCAAAGCAUCCCAAAUACUUUAUGUGGUAAAGCCAUGCUCCUCUGACAGCUCCUUGAAGCAGGGCUUCAAGACCUGUGAGCAAAGGAUUUUUAAUUAAAAAGUUAAUGUAUAAUCCCUUCACUGGGGAGAUUGAGGGGCAAGAGGGGUUGCUAGUUCAAGUCUAGCCUGAGCACAGCAAGAUCCAGUCUCAAAAA
Dipodomys spectabilis (banner-tailed kangaroo rat) is the source of this 4194-nucleotide messenger RNA. It is a transcript of the gene Entpd4, whose product is annotated as ectonucleoside triphosphate diphosphohydrolase 4. The record is from RefSeq and is a predicted model, not a curated record. Gene Ontology annotation, molecular function: nucleoside diphosphate phosphatase activity. The coding region runs from base 208 to 2058 and encodes 616 amino acids. NCBI's taxonomy places the organism in Eukaryota, Metazoa, Chordata, Mammalia, Rodentia, Heteromyidae. The transcript is spliced from 13 exons. Gene Ontology annotation, biological process: nucleoside diphosphate catabolic process. Gene Ontology annotation, cellular component: membrane.